AUGCCGUCCGUUGCGAGAAUAGGAAAUAUAAGAAAGGAUCUAAAGCAUGGUGGGAUACAGCUAACAGGAUAUCAGGUAGAAAUAAGCAAGACGUUCAAAUCAGUGCUAUAUAUUGUCAAUGCAGAAGUGAUUAAUGACUAUUUUAAAGAGAUCAAUACUGAUCCUAAUUAUAUUACUCCUGAACGUUUACAAAUUCCUGAUGCAGUUCACGUUCCUGAAGUGGAGAUCGACUUAGUAAAACAUGUACUGUUACGUCUAAAAUGUACAUCAUUUGGCCCCGAUUGUUUGCCAUUUUGGUUUUGGAGAGACUAUGCCAACUAUUUAGCUCCUGUUGUUACCCAUAUCUUCAACACCUCGAUAAGAGAACAGAUGGUCCCAUCUCUAUGGAAGUUAGCUAACGUCGUUCCUACUCCUAAAGAGUCUUCUCUUGAGGAAGUGAACCAGCUCAGGCCUAUAUCGUUAACAAACAUUAUAAUGAGAGUAUUCGAAAGAGUUGUCUUCAAGCAAGAAUUAUCUGUUCCCUUGAGCUUGGAAAUAGGAGCUGACCAAUUUGCCUACAAACGGAGUCAAAAUUGCACUAUGGCAUUAAUUUAG
Messenger RNA from Paramuricea clavata, 594 nucleotides. NCBI's taxonomy places the organism in Eukaryota, Metazoa, Cnidaria, Anthozoa, Malacalcyonacea, Plexauridae. The record is from the annotation of a GenBank genome assembly.